Cryptococcus amylolentus CBS 6039 is the source of this 2943-nucleotide messenger RNA. RefSeq lists its product as hypothetical. The coding region runs from base 1 to 2943 and encodes 980 amino acids. NCBI's taxonomy places the organism in Eukaryota, Fungi, Basidiomycota, Tremellomycetes, Tremellales, Cryptococcaceae. The record is from RefSeq and is a predicted model, not a curated record. The transcript is spliced from 6 exons. Gene Ontology annotation, biological process: regulation of DNA-templated transcription; DNA-templated transcription. Gene Ontology annotation, molecular function: DNA-binding transcription factor activity, RNA polymerase II-specific; zinc ion binding; DNA binding.
AUGCCAGACCAGCCCGCCACCGGCGCACACCCAGACCGCUCAGAUACAAAGCCCCCCCUCAACACCGCCCCCGGGAAGAAACGCAAGGCAUCCUCUCCCGCCCUCACCUCUGUCGCAGACAAGAGACGCCAGUCCAUCGGCAUCGACCCAUCUACAGACGACGAUGCCGCCUCAUCAUCAAACAGCAAACCCGCCCGCGAGCCAAAGCGCACGAGGGUGCACUUUUCAUGUGUCGAGUGCCACAGGAGAAAACAAAAGUGCGACCGCAAAGAGCCCUGCUCGCAGUGUGUCGCGCGACGUGUUCCUCAUCUCUGCAGACCUUUCCUCAACGGCGUAGAGGAUCCCAAUGCCAACUCGGACGUCAACGCACGCCUGGGCAAUAUCGAGUCUCUUCUUGCUCGGCUGGUGUCAUCGGUACCGCCAGCCACUGCGUCCACAAGUGCCUCUGCCAUUGUGGCUCCACUGGCCCGGGCAUACACUGACAAUGGCUCCCCCGACGUCUCUUCCUUGACUGCCUCGGGAGAAGACGUCUUUCAUCCCCACGCUACGCCGCCAGACCCCGCACCUCGCGUAACGAUGCCACAUAAACCCCCGCCAUCUGGCCUCUUCCCCUCCAACAUGUCCUAUGCGACCCCACCGGGGCGUACAGGCUAUGGCUGGGGGCUGAGAGAAGGCAGACGGAUAUCCCUAGCGCCGGACGACAACUUUGAGCUUCGGGAAGUACUUCAGACUCUGAAGGAAAGUGGUGUUUCGCAGGGACAUCUCGAGUGGUUGAUUGCCGGUGUUCCAGGCAGGCGCAUGGCUGAUGGCCUCGUCGAGUUGUAUUUCAAGGAUAUUGACUGGACGAGAUACAAGAUUAAUCGAUUCUCAUUCAUGUCUCGAUACACCAAAUUCUUCGACUCGAUAGGACGGAACCCAACAUGUCCCAAAAUUGAUGCAGACACCCUGAAAUGGCUUCCUUUGAUGUUUAUCGUGCUUGCGAUCGCCGCUCUUUCCGCCCCCCAUGAGCUGGUUCCCCGAGACGAACAAGUCGGUUGGUCGCGCCGCUUUUACGGAUCCGCCCGGAGUGGACUCGAAUAUGCCAAAGCCCUCCAGCGCGACACCCUCGAUGUCCUCUUCGCCGGUCUCCUCGCUUCUCGCUACAUGCUUCUCACACGUCGGCCCGCUGAAGGCAGCGCGCCCGUCACAACCGCUUUUCAAAUCGGUCUCUAUCGCGAUGGCACCGUCCUCAACAUCACGGACAAGAAGGAAGUCGAGAUUAGGCGAAGGGCGUGGGCGAUGCUGUAUCAUAUCGACAGAACCAUCUCGUUACUGGUUGGCCGGCCGGCAUCCAUCUCUGAUGCCCAUACCGACACGCAGCCGCCCGCCAAUCUGGAUGACGAAGAGGUGGAAAGUGGAGACUUUGAUCCUGCUGGUCAUCCACUCAAUGUGCCCACGUCGUAUACGUACGUGAUUGUCAGGCACAAACUUGCCGAGAUCAUGGGCCGCAUCGCCUACCACACUUUUGCGAUCCAAUUGCCAGAAUACAGCACUGUCGUUUCCUUGGAUCGAGAGCUACUCACGUGGCGAGACAAUCUUCCGUCAUUCUUCCGUAUGGAGAAUCCCGACACAUCGCUUGACAAGUCGCAUCCAUACCUCUUUGUACAGAGACACCUUUUGGCGUGCGAGUGGUACUACACGCGAAUCACGCUCAACCGACCUUAUCUGCUCAGAAGAAAGCCUCAAGAUAGCCGAUACUCUUACUCCAAGACGGCAGCUAUCGAGAGUGCAAGGGCAGAUCUGAUGAGCAGAAGAGAGUUUGUCAUGGAGAAGGGCAAAUUGAUUGUGAACAGUGGCGGGUAUCGAGUGUUGAAUUCGUAUAUGGUGCUGGGUGUUACUAUCAAGCUCGACCCAGAUUCUGCCCUUGCCGACGAGCUGCGACAACUACUCAACGUGGUAUCCGGUCGCCUGCCCGACAGCCAAAAUCGUCUCUCCGAGCCCCUCGUCAAAGAAGAACUCGCCAUAGUAGAGUUCCUUACCGCCAAGCCCCAAAACAAGCCUUCCCGUCCUCCGCCCCGCUCCGCAGAAGCCGGCGCCGGAGGUGAUGACCAGACGCCUGUGGACUUGUUGCUCAACCUAGCUACCACCAGGAGCGGGAAGCGGGCAGCAGAGGAAGAAAAGAGACAGCUGAGGCUGCAGGCUGCAAGGGAGAAGGAGGAGCAAUCGCAGAUCGCCAAGCGCAAUGCCGGUGCUGGGCAGAUUUCAAGCAGUCCUUGGGGCUAUGUCGCGCCAUCCAUGCCUGGACUGGACGUUCAGCAGCCUUUCGGCAACGGCAGCAAACAGCGUGUCCCGCGCCCUCUCCAGCCCCCUCCUACAAGGCGAGCCGAUGGGUCCAUCCCAGACUCUACCGACUGGUCCCCUGAGAUGGCCCUCGCCCUUCAGAACUCCCAACGCCAACAGACCCAAGCUUCCGCCCAGGCUCAUGUAGCACAGCAACAGCUCACUGACGGUCUUCCAGGGUUCAAAACCUCGCCUUCACAAAACCAAGGAGGCAAUCUGAGUCUGUCGCCGUAUGGUGGGUUUAGCGAUUUGCCUUCCUUUAGCAAUGAGACCUUGGGCGGGUUUGAUGCUGCUACAGGGUUCUUCCAAUCCCAACUUCCUGCCUCGAAUAUGGACCAGGCUCCCUCCGCUGGGUCAUCCUCGUCAUUGACGACUGUUCCAGGUCAGCAAACUGUGGAUGGGCUCGGGGAUGGAGGAAUCCCGCAAUUCGGUAACGCAACAUUCGAGUCUUUCGAUUUUAAUGAUUUGGGGCUGGACGUGAGGAACAACGGGGGCGGCUUCAAUCCUUUCGCUCUUCCUCAGACAGAAGAAGGAAAUUCAGAAACUAGUGCACCGGAUGAUGAGACAAUGUUCCUUACUUAUAUUCUCAACAAGUUUGCCAACACUCAGCCGGAAAUGUCAUAG